This is a messenger RNA of Protopolystoma xenopodis, 264 nucleotides long. NCBI's taxonomy places the organism in Eukaryota, Metazoa, Platyhelminthes, Monogenea, Polystomatidea, Polystomatidae. The record is from the annotation of a GenBank genome assembly.
AUGCUCGGACAAGCUGACCGGCUUACGUCUCUGCUGGCUGCGAACCGUGACUUGUGCGAAGCCUUUCCUUUGGCUAAGUUGCGUCCCCUUGCCUUCCGUUGUCUACUUUGCUUCGCCGUCGCCGUCGCCGUCGCCGUCGUGUCGGCGUCAGUGACUGAAUUGGGCAAAUGGUCGUGUUCGGUCGCGUCGAGGCGACCAGUCCCUUCGGUUGCCUACGACGGCCGGUCUCGCGAUUCGACCGAGGCCGGUGGCAGGCCACACUGA